UCACUAUAAUCUUUCCUGAUUUUUGUUCGAUCUAGCUAAUUAACUAUGGUAGACAUGACACAUUUCUGGUCGAUUAUGCCUAGUGUUAUGAUCAUAUUAGCAUCUUUUCGCCAAUGGUUUCCAAAAGAGCUUGGUUAUCGUAUCGAAAACUAUGUGGAAAAAGUCAUAAGCCGUGUUUUCCCUUAUAUCACCAUAGUUUUUCCCGAAUACCAAGUUGAAGAUUUCUCCCGUAGUGAAGCCUAUAAGGCUAUCGAAAAAUACCUAGGUGCCCACUCCUCCAAAGGGGCUAAAAGACUCAAAGCAAAUGUGAUCAAGUCAGGAAAAUCCGUGUUUUUAAGCAUGGAUGACUAUGAAGAAGUAACCGACGAGUUUCAUGGCAUCAAAAUUUGGAGGAGUUCGAACAAGAAAAUUAGUCACCAACAAGUUCUGUUUUCUUCUGACGAUGAGGAGAAGCGAUAUUUCAAGCUCACUUGCCAUCGUAAAAAUCGUGAUUUUAUCACACAACAUUACUUGCCCCAUGUGUUCGAUGAAGGAAAAUGCAUUGCUGAUAAAACAAGGCAAAGAAAGCUUUAUACAAAUAACAAGAAAUGUUAUUGGAGCUACAUUUUAUUUGAGCAUCCUUCCACAUUUGACACUCUUGCCAUGGACCCGAAAAAGAAAAAAGAUAUCUUGGAUGAUCUUAUCAAGUUUAGCAACUCGAAAGAGUACUACAAGAAAGUGGGCAAGUCGUGGAAACGAGGAUACCUUCUUUAUGGGCCUCCUGGAACCGGAAAGUCUAGCAUGAUUGCGGCUAUGGCUAACUUUCUUGAGUAUGACAUCUAUGAUCUUGAGUUAACCUCAGUGCAGGACAACAGUGAUUUAAGGAGGUUACUUAUCUCCACAUCAAGUAAGUCGAUAAUUGUGAUAGAAGAUAUCGAUUGCUCACUUGAUCUCACGGGCCAGAGGAUGGAUAAGAAGGAUGUCGAAAAUGGAGAGGCUAGGAAUCCGAUUGGUGAAAAAGAAAUGGACAAGAAGAAAAAGGGAAGUGAAGUGACUCUUUCGGGCCUAUUGAACUUUAUUGAUGGGCUAUGGUCAGCUUGUGGUAGUGAAAGGCUAAUAAUUUUUACAACCAACCAUGUUGAUAAGCUUGAUCCUGCUCUUAUAAGAAGAGGCAGAAUGGAUAAGCAUAUCGAGUUGUCAUACUGUUGUUUUGAAACUUGUAAAGUCCUUGCAAAGAACUAUUUGGACUUGGAUUCUCAUGAUUUGUUUCCAACCAUAAGUCGGCUUUUGGGGACAAUCAACAUGACCCCAGCUGAUGUUGCUGAAAAUUUGAUCCCAAGUUUAUCUGAAGACAAUGCGGAAACUUGUUUGAAUAAGCUGAUCAAUUCAUUGGAGAAGGCUAGGAUCAAGGCCGAGGAUGAGAAGGCGGCAAGUGAAAAAAGGAGUGACGAAAAUCGGGAAGAACUGCAAGUAGGUGAUGAAGAAGGAAAGAAAGUUGAUCAAGAAACAGAAAGUUUGAAGAAAAAGUCAGAAGGGAAUGAAAAAAAAGAUGCAAGUUUGAGUAGGGAGGAUCUUAGCAGUUGGGUCAUAACAGAGAAGGAACACAGAGGUUGUUAAUUACUUAGUAAUUGUCUUUACAUUUUAGUAAUUAUAUUUAUCUUAAAAAUGUUGCCAUACGAUAUAAAACUUUAGAAGCAGUAUU
Messenger RNA from Erigeron canadensis, 1681 nucleotides. RefSeq names its product AAA-ATPase At3g28580-like. The transcript has a single exon. NCBI's taxonomy places the organism in Eukaryota, Viridiplantae, Streptophyta, Magnoliopsida, Asterales, Asteraceae. Gene Ontology annotation, molecular function: ATP hydrolysis activity; ATP binding. The record is from RefSeq and is a predicted model, not a curated record. Bases 46 to 1596 code for a protein of 516 amino acids.